AUGGCUGCACCACAGCGCACAAGUCUACCUAGCGUGGUUGCACCACAACACACAAGUCUGCCUAGCGUGGCUGCACCACAGCGCACAAGUCUGCCUAGCAUGACUGCACCACAGUGCACAAGUCUUCCUAGCGUGGCUACACCAGAGCACACAACGAUGCCAAACAUAACUACACCACAGCGCAUAGGGCUGCACAAUGUGGCUGCACCACAGUGCACAAGUCUACCUAGCGUGGCUGCACCACAACGCACAAGUCUGCCUAGCAUGGCUGCACCACAACGCACAACGAUGCCCAACAUAGCUGCACCACAACGCAUAGGGCUGCACAACAUGGCUGCACCAGAACGCACAAGUCUGCCUAGCGUGGCUGCACCACAGCGCACAACGAUGCCCAACAUAGUUACACCACAGCGCAUAGGGCUCCACAACGUGGCUGCACCACAGCGCACAACGAUGCCUAACAUAGCUGCACCACCUGCGCAUAGGGCUGCACAACGUGGCUGCACCACAGCGCACAAGUCUGCCUAG
Telopea speciosissima is the source of this 528-nucleotide messenger RNA. RefSeq names its product hepatitis A virus cellular receptor 1-like. The transcript has a single exon. Lineage: Eukaryota; Viridiplantae; Streptophyta; Magnoliopsida; Proteales; Proteaceae. The record is from RefSeq and is a predicted model, not a curated record. Bases 1 to 528 code for a protein of 175 amino acids.